Prunus dulcis (almond) is the source of this 492-nucleotide messenger RNA. Its product is annotated as CASP-like protein 1C3. Bases 1 to 492 code for a protein of 163 amino acids. The record is from RefSeq and is a predicted model, not a curated record. The transcript has 3 exons. NCBI's taxonomy places the organism in Eukaryota, Viridiplantae, Streptophyta, Magnoliopsida, Rosales, Rosaceae.
AUGACUAAGAUUAGGAAGAUCUUCACCUUUCUGCUAAGGCUGCUAGCUUUGGCUUCAACUCUGUCUGCCACCAUAGUUAUGGUCACAAGCCAUGACUCUACCAAUGUCUUGAACUUUACAUUCAAAGCCAAAUACAGCAAUUCGCCUGCUUUCAUGUACUUUGUGAUUGUGGAAGCAAUUGUAAGUGGAUACAACCUUAUGAUUCUGUUUCUUGCUUUGAAGGGUUCGCUUUGGCGCAUGGUCAUCAUUCUAGAUGUGGUUGUGGCUUUGUUACUUACUUCAAGCAUGUCAGCAGCCUUGGCAAUAGCUCAAGUGGGCAAGAAAGGGAACACUCAUGCUGGCUGGCUGCCCAUCUGUGGACAAGUCCACAAGUUCUGCAAUCAUGUAACAGGAGCUCUUGUUGCUGGCAUCAUUGCAGCAGCAUUAUAUUUUCUGCUAAUUCUCUACACUCUUUACACUGUUCUCAAUCCUCUGUUUGUUGUAAAACCUUAA